Emiliania huxleyi CCMP1516 is the source of this 1591-nucleotide messenger RNA. RefSeq lists its product as hypothetical. The transcript is spliced from 4 exons. The record is from RefSeq and is a predicted model, not a curated record. The coding region runs from base 19 to 1566 and encodes 515 amino acids. Lineage: Eukaryota; Haptophyta; Isochrysidales; Noelaerhabdaceae.
ACAGCGUCGGCGCGUCUCAUGAUGGUGGAUUCACCCUUCUGCUCGACCGGCACAGUUGGGUACUCCACCCGCGCGGAAAAUUACGGCAGAGUGACGGCAGUGUGCUGCCACGGCGCCUGCCCUCGCUGCGCCGAUCGCGAGGAGUCGCCCGAGUGCGACGCGAGCGCGAUCGCCGACGGCGCGUUGUGCUCCACGGCCAGCGCGACAAGCUGCGUCCUGCCAGCCUCGGCGGGUGGACUGGCGGCCAACACGUGUGUGGAUGCAUGGGCGCUCGCCUUCCCCACCGAGGUGCACCGCUGGCAGGGUCGGUCCUGCCACUUUAAGCGGAAGUGGCGGCAGUGCUCCGAGUUUUGGGCUGGCUGCCGCUGCUCCUGCGGCAACUGCAGCGCGAGCGGUGGGCACCAGCCACAGUCUUGCGCGCCGCACGCCGCCAUCACCACCGCCGCCGCCAUCGCCACGGACGGCGCGAGCAACCUCAAGGCGCUCGCAGGCCCGCCCCCCUCGUCCUCCUCGUCCUCCUCGCCGCUGUCCGGCGCAGCCACGGCGCUCGCCAUCGCCGCCGAGGCGGGCGGUGCCUCGCCGGCCACGGUGGCAGUGCUGCUGACCGGCGGCGGCUCCGUUCUACUCUUCGCUGGCGUCGCCCUCUGCUGCUUUCUCAGCGGAGGCAAGGGCGGAGGCAAGGGCGGCGGCGGCGCCUCAAGCCGCAGACAGCGCAGGCCUCGGUCCGGCGCCGCCUCGCCGCUCAGCGACGAGGACGAGUUCGGCUCGUUCCACGGGCCGUCGAGCUCGUGCUGGCUUGAGGACGACGACGGCAGCGGCGAGCGGCGGGCGGGGACGCGCGGCGCGCGCGGUACGACGCGCGAGGCGCUGCGGAGGCGCGCGCUCUCGAGGCUCACAUCGGGCCUGCAGACUCGGUCUCGAUGGUCGGAUCGCAGCCAGAGGCGCACGGGCUGCACCACAUCGCCUUCAAGGCGGCGGCUGGGCGGCACCGCCCUAGUCAUCGCCCCACCCCGCUACCCUCCCCGAACCUCGCCCUCGCUCGCCCUUCCGCGGCCACGCCCUGCGCGCCGGCGUGCCGCGCCGGCGAGGACUUCAUGGGGGACUUGCUCACGGUGCACCGCAUGUCUGCCGGGGAGGCGUUCGAUGACGGCACACACUUUGGCGGGGGCAGCCUGCAGGGCAGCUUGCACGGCAGCGUGCACGGCAGCGCCGCGAGCCUCACCCUCUCGUUCGACUCCGACAGCAGCAGCUCGCGCUCUAACGCGCCGCAAGGCGUGUGCGUGCCGCUCUCCGCCAUCACGGCGCGUGCGUUCGAGCCGCUGGUCGAGACGUCGGAGCGAACCGAGGGCUCCUACCGCUCCUCCCUGCCAGCCUCGCCCGCGCGCGCAACCUCGACGCGUGGUCGUACGACCUCUCAAAUCGCAGGCGCGGUCAACCCAUGAGAGGGCACUCUCAGCAUCUCUCUCCCGCGCGCGGUCGGCGGUGCUCCGGCGCGGGCCGACACCGCUGCGUCCCGUGAGCGCGUGCUGUGUGAGGAGUCACUCAGUGCUUGCCAUUUACUGGUAAAUGAGUGGUAUUUACCACUUAUUUG